Molecule: messenger RNA, 1012 nt
Organism: Juglans regia (Persian walnut)
Lineage: Eukaryota; Viridiplantae; Streptophyta; Magnoliopsida; Fagales; Juglandaceae
Product: probable polygalacturonase At3g15720
Exons: 6
Coding region: 1-930 (309 amino acids)
Biological process (GO): carbohydrate metabolic process
Molecular function (GO): polygalacturonase activity
Source: RefSeq, a predicted model, not a curated record
AUGUCUGCACUCUUGCAGCUUCAAGGAACGAUUGUUGCACCAAGCAGAGAUGCAUGGAAUGGCAAUGAUAAGUGGAUUCAAUUCUCAGAAAUAGAUGGCCUAAUAAUUGAUGGGGGUGGACUAAUUGAUGGUCAGGGUUCUUCUUGGUGGCAAGAUUGCCACUCGAAUUGCAAGCGGCCAACGGCUCUUCACAUCAACGAUUGUCAUGGCUCCAGGCUAACUGGAAUAAGGCAUCUGAAUAGCGCUAAAAACCAUAUAAGCAUUGCUAGCUGCACUGACUUCUAUAUAUCUGAUCUCGAAAUCACUGCCCCUGGCGAAAGCCCAAACACUGAUGGAAUUGACAUCUCUCGCUCUACCAGCAUUACUAUUGAAAAAUCCAAAAUAGGAACCGGUGAUGACUGUAUUGCUAUAAACGGCGGCACGUCUAAUAUCAAGAUCAACCAAGUUACUUGUGGUCCGGGCCACGGUAUAAGCAUUGGAAGCCUUGGAGAAGAUGGAAGUUACGAUACAGUAGAAGAAGUAUACGUGCGAGGCUGUACUUUCAAGGGGUGUCAAAAUGGUGCAAGAAUCAAGACGUGGGCUGGUGGAGCUGGAUAUGCAAGGAAGAUCACUUUCGAGGACAUCACCCUUGAAGAUAGCCAACACCCUAUCAUCAUUGACCAGUUUUACUCCAGUCAUGAUGGUACUCAAGGCCCCAGUAAGGGGUCGAGCGUAGCAGUGAGUGACGUGACUUACCGUGAUGUGCGGGGGACUUCUGCAGAUGAUGAAGCCAUAAUUUUCAAUUGCUCGGAGGAAAGCUGCAAAAACAUUGUAAUGGAUCAAAUAGACAUAACUUCGUCUGUUCCAGGAAAGGAUGCUCAUGCUGUCUGCAAGAAUGCCGAAGGGACAGCUACUUCUACUGUUCCAUCUGUGCCUUGCCUUUCAGAUUGAGUAUCUUCAUGGCCAUUUCCGGAUGUUGGUCUUUUUUUCUUUUUUAAUGAUCUUUCCAAGGCGUUAGGUUUGAUACUCUUGA